This is a messenger RNA of Alnus glutinosa, 3041 nucleotides long. Its product is annotated as eukaryotic translation initiation factor. Gene Ontology annotation, cellular component: eukaryotic translation initiation factor 4F complex. Bases 266 to 2632 code for a protein of 788 amino acids. Lineage: Eukaryota; Viridiplantae; Streptophyta; Magnoliopsida; Fagales; Betulaceae. Gene Ontology annotation, molecular function: protein binding; translation initiation factor activity; mRNA binding. The transcript has 9 exons. The record is from RefSeq and is a predicted model, not a curated record.
CCUAAAGAAGGGUUUGUUUGCCUCUCCACCGGCCUCCUUUCUUCUCUUCUCUUCUUAGCUCUCUCCCGCAGAAGAGAGAGAGAGCCCCCCAUAGCCGCUCUCUCUAUAAAUCCCUCUAAAAGGCCCCUAUUCCUUCUCUGAUUCAGCGUAUCCCACAGCUGAAUCUUGUCUCUCGUAGUUCGUAAUCGGACGGCGGAGAUUGCUUGUUUUUCUUGUUCUUGUUCUUCUUCUUCUUCGUGUUCUCGCUGAGCGAAAGAUCCGAGGUAUGCAGCAGGGUGAUCAGACGGUGCUGAGCUUGAGACCUGGUGGCGGUCGCGGCGGCAGACUCCUUGGUCCCUCCUCUUUGUCUUCGGCUUCUUCCAAUUCUUUCCCUGCUUUCGGUUCUUUUUCCUCCGAUCUCCCUCUCCUGCGUCCUCAUGGCGGCGCUCCUCCUACCUUCUCUCUGAAGACUGGAGACGCGCGAUUUGAGAGUCGUGAGCGCGUGCGGUACAAUCGUGACGAGCUAUUACAGCUUAGAGAGGCUGUUGAAGUCCCUGAUGAUAUUCUAAGGAUCAAACGAGAAAUUGAUGCUGAAUUCUUUGGUGAAGACCAAAAUUGGGGACGUGUAGAAACCACUCCACCACCUCAAUCUCAGAGUCGUUAUUCUGAGCCAGAUAAUCGUGACUGGCGUGGCCGGUCAGCACAGUUUCCUACCUCUGGAGAUGCCAAGGAGUUUGGUGGUCGUUUUGAUUCCAGACAGCAGGAAGACAAUCGCCAAGACCAACUCAACUCCCAAUUUGGAAGGGCCCAAGGGGGAGGACCUGCUCCUGCUCUAGUCAAGGCUGAGGUGCCAUGGUCAGCGAGAAGGGCAACUCUCUCUGAGAAGGACCGUGUAUUGAAGACUGUAAAGGGGAUUCUGAACAAGCUCACCCCUGAGAAGUUUGAUCUGCUUAAAGGUCAACUUAUUGACUCUGGCAUUACAUCGGCUGAUAUCUUGAGGGGGGUUAUAUCGCUAAUAUUUGAGAAGGCCGUGCUGGAACCCACAUUUUGUCAUAUGUAUGCUCUUCUGUGUUCUGAUCUUAAUGAAAAGCUUCCUCCGUUCCCAUCUGAAGAAGCUGAUGGUAAAGAUAUUACUUUCAAGCGAGUCCUUUUGAAUAUCUGCCAGGAGGCUUUUGAAGGUGCUGAACAACUGAGAGAAGAAGCAAGGCAGAUGACUGCACCUGAGCAAGAGAUGGAGCGUCGAGAUAAAGAAAGAUUGAUCAAGAUUCGUACGCUUGGAAAUAUCCGGUUAAUUGGAGAGCUCCUGAGGCAGAAGAUGGUACCUGAAAAGAUUGUUCAUCACAUUGUUCAGGAGCUUCUAGGAGCAUCUGCUGCAUCUGAUAGUAAGUCUUGUCCUGAGGAGGAAAAUGUUGAAGCCGUAUGCCAAUUUUUUAACACUAUCGGUAAGCAGCUUGAUGAGAGCCCAAAAUCACGGCGUAUAAAUGAUCUGUACUUUAGCCGAUUGAAGGAUCUGAGCACAAACCCUCAACUGAUCCCACGUGUAAGGUUCAUGCUUCGUGAUGUUCUUGAUUUGAGGUCUAACAAUUGGGUUCCUAGACGUGAAGAGGUAAAAGCCAAAACCAUCACUGAGAUACACACAGAAGCAGAGAAAAAUCUUGGAUUGCGUCCAGGUGCUACUGCAAGCAUUAGGAAUAGUCGUGGUAUUGUUUCUGGUGCUCAAGGGAAUACCAGCCCAGGGGGUUUCUCCAUGGGCCGACCUGGCACUGGGGGUUUGAUGCCUGGAAUGCCUGGAACCAGGAAGAUGCCUGGAAUGCCUGGAUUUGAUAAUGACAACUGGGAAGUGCCUCGAAACCGGUCAAUGCCGAGGGGUGAUGGCUUACCUGCUGGACGUGUCCAGCCACCGUUAAUUGGCAAGUCACCAUCACUGAACGCAAAGCUCUUACCACAGGGCAGUGCUGGCUUCAUCAGUGGGAAGACUAGUGCCCUAUUGCAGGGCAGUGGGCCCCCUCCUACUCGCCCUUCCGACUAUGGUUUUGGUGCAGAGCCUGCAUCUCAAGUCCCUGUACCUGCUAAACCUGUUCCUGCUGUAUCUGCACUUCCCCUUACUGAGAAGCCACAGGCGGCACCAGCUCCAAGGUUGAGCUCAGAUGAUCUUCAGAAAAAAACUGCCUCUCUUCUGGAGGAGUAUUUCAGUGUCCGGCUUUUGGAUGAAGCGUUACAGUGUGUGGAGGAACUAAAGUCUCCAACUUACCACCCCGAGUUUGUCAAGGAAGCUAUUUCCCUUGGACUAGAGAAAAGUCCUCCCUGUGUCGAACCAGUAGGGAAUCUUCUGGAGUAUUUGCUUGCUAAGAAGGUUCUUACGCCUAUAGACAUCAGGACCGGAUGUUUGCUCUAUGGCUCAAUGUUGGAUGAUGUUGGCAUCGACUUGCCCAAAGCACCAAAUAAUUUUGGUGAAAUAAUUGGGAAACUUGUUUUUGCUAGGGGACUGGAUUUUAAGGUGGUCAAUGAGAUCCUUGAGAAGGUGGAAGAUGACCGGUUCCAGAAAGCUUUACUUGAAGCAGCACUCCGGGUUGUUAGCUCCACUCCAUCUGGCCAAGGUGUGUUGGACUCACAAGCAUCUGAUAUUGAGGCCUGCAAGAGUCUGCUCUUGUAAGCCUACCAUUUCUUUGCAUGCAUGAGGACAUCAAAUUUCCAUAACCAGAUGUACCUCCCGUUCUUGAAGAGAGCAAUUUGUACUACAACAAUAUGUGAUAAGCCGAUAAGGUGGUGGGGCUGCAAAAGCAGGUGAUUUAUAUCAUAUCAGAGAUGUAUAUUUUUUCCAGAGGUCAUAGCAGUGUGUUAUUGAGGAAAGAAAUCAAAAACCAUAAAAAUGCCAUGGAUUUUGUUCUCGGGUAUUUUGGCUAAUGAUUUGCCAAGUGGCUCGAGAAGAGUGGCCCGAUUACGGGAUCAGUUGUUUUGUUUAUUCGAUUAGUUUUUCCAUCAUUUUUUAUUGUCUUGACUGAGUAAUUUAGUUUAUAAAUUCUGUGUUUUCACCUUCCAUUACUUAAAGAUGGAGGAAACCA